Messenger RNA from Somion occarium, 700 nucleotides. Lineage: Eukaryota; Fungi; Basidiomycota; Agaricomycetes; Polyporales; Cerrenaceae. The record is from the annotation of a GenBank genome assembly.
ACAGACAGGCCUUCAUUCAAGUUUUUCACAACCUUCCCGACGUAAAAUGGCUUUGCCUCCCUCCCUUCGUCUUUCAGUAACACCACCAGAGCUCGAGCUAAUAGCUUGUGAGCAAUUGAUAGAGAUCAUACCACUUGUCGCCAUGGAACGAACGGCUUUCAUCUCUGGCGCGUUCGGCCCUUUGCGCCCUCCAGCGAAAUGCAAAGUACCAAUAUGGAUGGCCACGAAUUUGAAGCUGAAGAAGAAAUGUCAUAUUGUUCCACCCGACUGGCUGAACGUCGACUUCCUGCAGGAUCGUCUCACACACGAGACCUCUCAACCUGAAUUUAGCCAAUUACCAUUCCGAUUUGCGGAAGUAGCGAAGGUCUUGCUAGAUGUUGCAUCGGAUGACUUCGAAAACCCGGAGAGGUUACGUUCGCUUCUUAAAGAUAUACAAGAGGCGCGACAGGCAAAAAGUCGAGAAGGUCUUUCGAAGAUAGACCAUAGUGAACUGAGUCUUCCGAAUCUAUGUUCGAUGGAGAUCAACGAGAUUCGACCAGUCUUCAUCAAAGCCAUGGGUGUUCUCUCACAACUUGUGAGGGAGCCAGAAGGACGGUUACCUACUUGAUCCCUAGAGCCUCAUCAGCCAACGUUGUACAUUAACACAUGAAAUUUGUAUCAAUAGCAUUCAGAAAGCAUUCGUAGCAAAGCAUAAGCAAGA